This is a messenger RNA of Trypanosoma conorhini, 1129 nucleotides long. Its product is annotated as receptor-type adenylate cyclase. The annotation marks the transcript as partial. The transcript has a single exon. Lineage: Eukaryota; Euglenozoa; Kinetoplastea; Trypanosomatida; Trypanosomatidae. The record is from RefSeq and is a predicted model, not a curated record.
GAACCCGCUGGCGAAGGACGCAAGGUACGACGCCAUCCGUCGCUUCCAGGGGGCGAUGCGGGAUUACCUGAAGAGCAUCGGGCAGAAGGACUACAAGGACACGGAGCAUUUCCUCAACAAUGACAACGACGGGGAGCUGAUGGUGGAUGGGUGGAUUGCCGGCGAGGUGCUGGCGCGGGCGCUGAGGGACUGUAAAGGGGUGAGGGACCGCAAGUCGUUCAUGGAGUCUAUCUUCAACCAACGCCGGUAUUUAAUCGACGACCUUGUGAUCGGCGACUUCGGUGGCGAGUGCCACGGCGCGGCUGCGUCACAGGGCGCCACCUGCCGCUGCAACCAGGGCGGCCGCACGGUGUACAUGAAGCGGUUCGUGGAGGACUUCCGUGCGGAGGUGGUUGAUAAGGGCCUCAUGACGUUUCGGCUGUCAGAUUGCAAUGUUUCGAGCACGCAGGUGCCUCCGGUGUUCAGUGGGGCGGCCUUUAUAAUGAAUGACAGCGCUGUUGCACAGCGUGCCUCUGCGGAGUUGGUCCUCGGGGCUGCUCUGGCAUAUUCACGCCAUGAGACCUCCUGGGGGGAAAAUCAGAUCAGUGUGGCCCCUCUUCCCUCUGCUCUUGCUGAUGCCCGUGAAGUCCUGCAGUCGGAGCUGCAAUCACGGCACGUUCAUGGGGUUGUGGGUGUUGUGACGGAGGCGGUGCUGGGCGUGGAGGGUGUGGCCUUCAUCGACCCGCUGCAGCUCGAGCCGCGGCUGAACAGGUUCCGCCGGCACGUGAUCCACGUGUCGCCGACGCUGGAGCAGCAGUUCUUCGUGCUGGCGGAGUACCUCCGAGACGCGGGUUUCCGCGCGGCGCACGCGGUGAUCCGCGGCGAGGAGGCGGCGGCGGUGGCGGAGGUGCUGCGGCGGUCGCUGGUGACGUUUGGCGGGUCGCUGCGGUCCGCGACGCUGCUGGCCGGCGGCGACGCGCUGGCGGGGCACCUGCCGGAGGCGGGCGACGUGUUCGUGGCGGGCCUUGCGGCCGGCGACGUCGCUGCGGUGGCGCGGCACGUGGCGUCGCACGACGGCGUGCGUGUGUUUGUCGCGUUCUCCGAGUUUGCGCUGCUGCACGCCGACUUCGCCGCCGCGUUCGGUGGCGAU